AUGUCUACCAAGUUGAUAGCGCUCUACAUUACAGUUUGCUCUGUUCUGUUUAUCAUAUCCAAGAUGCUCAUCUCCUUCCUCUGCUACAAGAAGUGGGCUCGCAAGAAGAGGAUCAUCGAGACCAGCCUGACAGGUGGCAAGCUGGUGAUCUUCCGGUCGGCGGCGAUGCAGUCGCUGAGCCCCAAGGCCUUCAUGAGGAUGAUCAUGGGGCUGUCAAGCAAGGACAUCAUCGGCUCCGGAGGGUACGGGACGGUGUACAUGCUGAGGCUGGACGAGAAGUCGGCGUUCGCCAUCAAGAAGCUGAGCAGGGGGAGCGCGGAGAUGGACCGCGGGUUCGAGCGGGAGCUGGACACCAUGGGCGACAUCAAGCACAGGAACAUCGUCCCUCUCUGCGGCUACUACGCGGCGCCUCACUUCAACCUGCUCAUCUACGAGCUCAUGCCCAACGGCAGCCUGGACACCAUCCUCCACGGCAAGGAGGAGAAGAAGCAGGCCCUCCUGGACUGGCCGGUGAGGUACAAGAUCGCGCUGGGCGUGGCGCGGGGGCUGUCCUACCUCCACCACGACUGCAUACCGCACGUCAUCCACCGCGACAUCAAGUCCAGCAACAUACUCCUCGACCACAACAUGGAGGCCAGGGUGUCGGACUUCGGCCUCGCCACGCUCAUGAAGCCCAACGAGAGCCACGUCACCACCGUCGUUGCCGGCACCUUCGGCUACCUCGCCCCAGAGUACUUCGAGACAGGGAGGGCUACGACCAAAGGCGAUGUGUACAGCUACGGCGUCGUCUUGCUUGAGCUCCUCACGGGGAAGAGGCCGACGGACGAAUCCUUCCUUGAAAACGGCACACGGCUGGUGACCUGGGUCAAGGAAACCAUGGAGGAGAAGAGAGAGGAGCACGCCGUCGACGGCGCUCUGGCGUCUUUUCCGGCGGAGGAAGUCAAGUUCGUGUUCACCGUGGCGGAGAAGUGCCUGGAGUCUGAUCCUCGCGAUAGGCCAACCAUGGUGCAAGUCGCCAAGAUGCUUGAGCAAGCAAAGCUGGCAUAG
Triticum turgidum subsp. durum (durum wheat) is the source of this 1047-nucleotide messenger RNA. The record is from the annotation of a GenBank genome assembly. Lineage: Eukaryota; Viridiplantae; Streptophyta; Magnoliopsida; Poales; Poaceae.